AUGGCUCUUGUCGCAGCAAAAAAAGAGGAAGACUACAGCAUCAAGCCUGAAGCUUCAACCCCAGCCGUUGACACCAGCGACUGGCCUCUGUUGCUGAAGAACUAUAACAAGCGUAUGAGAGGCAACUUUCUCGUUCGAACCGGACAUUUCACGCCCAUUCCCAAUGGCUGCGCUCCGCUCAAGCGCGACCUCAAAUCAUACAUCAGCUCUGGUGUUAUAAACCUUGACAAGCCGUCCAAUCCUUCGAGUCACGAAGUAGUUGCGUGGGUGAAGCGCAUACUCAGAGUAGAGAAGACUGGCCACAGUGGUACCCUCGACCCGAAGGUGACAGGAUGCUUGAUUGUCUGCAUUGAUCGUGCAACAAGACUUGUGAAGUCACAACAAGGAGCUGGAAAAGAAUAUGUGUGUGUCAUCCGACUACAUGACAAGCUGCCGGGAGGUGAAGCGCAAUUUGCGCGAGCCCUCGAGACUUUGACUGGUGCUCUGUUCCAACGUCCCCCUUUGAUCUCCGCCGUCAAGCGACAACUGCGUAUCCGAACAAUCCAUGAGAGCAAGCUAUAUGAGUUCGACAAUGAAAGGCACCUGGGUGUAUUCUGGGUCAGCUGCGAAGCUGGAACCUACAUUCGUACACUUUGUGUUCACCUUGGAUUGCUCUUAGGUGUUGGUGCUCACAUGCAAGAGCUUCGUCGAGUCCGAAGUGGUGCUAUGGAUGAGCAGAAAAAUAUGGUGACUCUUCAUGACGUGUUGGAUGCGCAAUGGAUGCAGGAUAAUACACGGGACGAAUCGUAUUUGAGAAAGGUCAUUUCGCCAUUGGAAACACUUCUCACUACAUACAAGAGAAUCGUGGUCAAGGACAGCGCGGUCAACGCGGUAUGCUACGGUGCCAAAUUGAUGAUUCCAGGUUUGCUUCGAUACGAGGCCGGCAUUGAAGUUCACGAGGAGGUGGUUCUCAUGACAACUAAAGGAGAGGCGAUUGCUCUGGGUAUCGCACAGAUGUCAACAGUUGAACUCUCGACCUGCGAUCACGGAGUGGUUGCUAAGGUCAAGCGUUGUAUCAUGGAGCGCGACCUCUACCCACGACGAUGGGGUCUCGGACCUGUCGCCUUGGAAAAGAAGAAGAUGAAGGCAGAUGGCAAACUUGACAAGUACGGCCGGCCGAACGAGGCGACCCCCGCUAAAUGGAACAACGAGUACAAGGAUUUCAAUGCGCCACUUGAUUCAUCAAAUUCUGCUCCAGCUGCAGCCAGCACGCCAGCCAAGGAGGUCGCUGCUGCCCCCGCCGCUGCCCCCGAAUCUGAUGCUGUCGACCCUGAUGUUUCCAUGAUCAGCAACGGUGUCGAAGAAUCAGGCAAGAAGCGCAAGCGUCACGAAGGCGAAACGGCGGAGGAGAAGGCGGAGAGGAAGCGCAAGAAGAAGGAGAAGAAAGAGAAGAAGGCGAAGAAGGAAGGCAAGAAUGUCGAGGCUAGUGACGAUAGCGAAUAAGCCUGAUCUGGGUCAAGCUUAUCUGUUUCGUUUCUUCAAAAUCAGGCUUGUUGGCUUUGUGCAUAGUUUCUCGGGCGUUUCGAUGCAUCAAGUUGUAGGAUGAUGUAGACGGGUC
Amorphotheca resinae ATCC 22711 is the source of this 1597-nucleotide messenger RNA. RefSeq lists its product as hypothetical. Gene Ontology annotation, molecular function: pseudouridine synthase activity; RNA binding. Lineage: Eukaryota; Fungi; Ascomycota; Leotiomycetes; Helotiales; Amorphothecaceae. Gene Ontology annotation, cellular component: box H/ACA snoRNP complex. The transcript has 4 exons. Bases 1 to 1482 code for a protein of 493 amino acids. The record is from RefSeq and is a predicted model, not a curated record. Gene Ontology annotation, biological process: rRNA pseudouridine synthesis; box H/ACA sno(s)RNA 3'-end processing; snRNA pseudouridine synthesis.